CUAGCGCGGCCAGCCCAGUCCCAGGAAGGAAAGCAAGGAGCCCAACGACGAAAGCAACCGCCGCUCUGGCUCUGGUCUACAUCGCCUCUCGCACAAGUCCUGUUGGCAAAAGAAAUCCCUCUGCUUUGCUCCUUAUUUUCCUCCCCCGUCUGUCCCGAUCGACCCACACCUCCCUUUAAAAUCGGCCGAGGCGAGCACGGCCCCUCCCUCCCCAGACGAGCGACGCCAGGGCGGAGAGAGAGGAACAGGGAGAGACCACAGGCCGUACGCCGGGAGCGCAGGCGGCGCUUACAUGGGAGUAGAGGCGGGCGGGUGCGGGCGGAGGGCGGUCGUCACCGGGUUCUACGUCUGGGGCUGGGAGUUCCUCACCGCCCUCCUGCUCUUCUCGGCCGCCGCCGCUUCCUGCUGCUAGAGCCAGCCGCUCCGGCCGGCCAUCAGCAACCUUACUAGCUUCUUUUAUUAGAUAGCCAAACCGUGCACACAAACACACAAAGUGAUCAGUUACUAGUUAGUAGGCAGCAGAGAAAGAGGGGAUAUACAUAUAGGCGAGUGAGAUUCGUGUGACCAGUAGAAGGCAGUCGGUCGAGCAAGCCGGCCGGCGAGAUGGAGGCGGAAGCCGUGGCCGUGGCCGUGGCGGCGGCGGGGCAGCCGGCGACGUCGAAGAGCGGCGGCGGGGCGAGGGCGGGCGGCGGGCCGGCGCCGUUCCUGACCAAGACGCACCAGAUGGUGGAGGAGCCGUCGACGGACGAGGUGAUCUCGUGGGCGGAGCAGGGCCGCUCUUUCGUCGUGUGGAAGCCCGUGGAGCUGGCGCGCGACCUCCUCCCGCUCCACUUCAAGCACUGCAACUUCUCCUCCUUCGUCCGCCAACUCAACACCUACGGUUUCCGGAAGGUGGUGCCUGACCGGUGGGAGUUCGCGAACGAGAACUUCCGGCGAGGCGAGCAAGGCCUCCUGUCCGGCAUCCGUCGCCGCAAGUCCACCACGCCGCAGUCCUCCAAGUCCGGCGGCAGCGGCGCCGUGAACGUCGCGUUCCCUCCGCCGCUGCCGCCCGCGCCUCCCGCGUCGGCCACCACGUCCGGCGGCGGCAACGAACGCAGCUCCUCGUCGGCGUCGUCGCCGCCGCGGGCCGACCUGACCAGCGAGAACGAGCAGCUCAAGAAGGACAACCGCACGCUGGCGACCGAGCUGGCGCAGGCGCGCCGGCAAUGCGAGGAGCUCCUGGGCUUCCUCUCCCGCUUCCUCGACGUCCGGCAGCUCGACCUCGGGAUGCUCAUGCAGGAAGACGUGGUCCGAGCGGCGGCCGGGGACGCGCACCAGCAGUGCCGCAGCGCGGUGGCCGACCAGCUGGAGUGCGGCGGCGAGGAGGGGAAGAGCGUGAAGCUGUUCGGGGUGCUCCUCAAGGACGCCGCGAGGAAGAGGGGACGGUGCGAGGAGGCGGCGGCCAGCGAGCGGCCAAUCAAGAUGAUCAGGAUCGGCGAGCCAUGGGUCGGCGUGCCGUCGUCGGGCCCGGGCCGGUUCGGCGGUGAGAACUAAGGUCUGGUCUCUGGAACAGAUGCGCGCGCGCUCCGCGGCGGGCCGCGACAUUGCCGGCUUUACAGCGAGCGCGUGCCAUGUAUCGUGCAAGACGUGAGGUUGAUGGUAAAGGAUGAUUCCAUCGAUCAACCAAGUAAUCAAAGCCAGUGCUGUGGUAAAACUGUAAAGGCAGAACACAGGACGCCGGAGAUAUGCGCGUAAGGCGUGUGAAGAAUUAAUCAUGGGAUGCUUUAUAGGUAGGAAGAUUGAAAGUAGUAGAGACGAGAGCUAGAAGGAGCCCUGUGUGUUCAGAAUGGAUCAUUAUCAUUUCCAAGUAAAGAAAAAGGAUUUCUUUAUCAUUUCCAAGUAAAGAAAAAGGAUUUCUUUAUGCUA
This is a messenger RNA of Setaria italica (foxtail millet), 1905 nucleotides long. RefSeq names its product heat stress transcription factor B-1. Gene Ontology annotation, biological process: regulation of transcription by RNA polymerase II. The coding region runs from base 604 to 1533 and encodes 309 amino acids. Lineage: Eukaryota; Viridiplantae; Streptophyta; Magnoliopsida; Poales; Poaceae. Gene Ontology annotation, molecular function: DNA-binding transcription factor activity; RNA polymerase II cis-regulatory region sequence-specific DNA binding. The transcript has 2 exons. Gene Ontology annotation, cellular component: nucleus. The record is from RefSeq and is a predicted model, not a curated record.